AUGACUCUGACUUAUCCAAGGGAAGUACAGGAGAGCAGGGCUAAGCAAAGGUCAAGAUUUGGCUGCCGAAAUUGCAAACUACGAAAACUAAAAUGUGAUGAAGGCAAACCGCAAUGCAAGAGAUGUCAUUCAUUUGGGGUACUAUGCAAUUUCAUGUCUAACGUGCCCGACCUCCAACCCAUCGCCGCUGACACGGGCCGACUAUUGCCCUCUCUCACAAAUGCUGUCUGGACAUCUGAUGCAUCGACUUUCUAUGAAUUGAACACGAAAUGUCAAGAUUUUAUCACCCGGUAUCUGGGCCGAAGUCUGAUUACACCGGAUGACCCUCAUAUGAUACAAGUCAAUCGCAAGCUCUUGACACUAGCCUUCACCUACCCAUUCUUAAUGCACGCCUCUCUAGCUGUAGCACUUACAUAUGACCGUCAUCUGAAUGGCCACUCGGACUGUCGUCGCACCCUACCAGAGUGUUAUCACUGGUCCCAAAGCACGAUCCUCUUCAAUAAACGGCUAAGGCAACCGAUCGAGGCGCAAGAUAAGGACCCAAUAUGGGGCACUGCCGCUGCUCUAGUAAUAUUAACAUUCUCAUCCCCCGAUGCAUGCACACCGGAACAGUCGUGGCCUUUAAAAUCCUCAUCAUCUUCUGACUUGGACUGGCUACGCAUGAGCCAGGGCAAAAUGUCAUUAUGGCAUAUUGUUGACCCAUUACGAUCGGACAGCCUAUUCAGCGUCAUGACGGCGACAUUUGCUCGUAUGCAUUCACCAUUACCCGAAAGGGGUAUAGAUGGUAUACCGCCAGCCUUGGCCGUCGUGUGCGACCUGCAUGGCUCAUCUACGGCGAGAAAUAAUCCAUAUUUCCAUGCCGCCCAUGGUUUAUCCCAGAUUCUGGAUCUACCGGAUGGGGAGGUCACAACUGGUCACAUUCAACUCUUCCUGCGGAGUGUCCAUGGUUCCUUUGAAUACCUGCUUCGGGAAAGGGACCCGGUAGCGCUGUUGUUGCUCUAUCUAUGGUACCGCAAAGCUAGUCGCAGUAUAUGGUGGAUUGAACUUCGGGCUAGAGUGGAGUGUCCUUCGAUUUGCAUGUAUUUGCAACUGUAUCAUAAGGACAGUGCUACUUUACAGGCAUUCCUCCCAGGAGGAGCUCUCGCCGAUGGGUGGAAUUAG
Molecule: messenger RNA, 1161 nt
Organism: Penicillium brasilianum
Lineage: Eukaryota; Fungi; Ascomycota; Eurotiomycetes; Eurotiales; Aspergillaceae
Source: the annotation of a GenBank genome assembly